This is a messenger RNA of Brachypodium distachyon (stiff brome), 1680 nucleotides long. RefSeq lists its product as uncharacterized. The coding region runs from base 124 to 1215 and encodes 363 amino acids. The transcript is spliced from 10 exons. NCBI's taxonomy places the organism in Eukaryota, Viridiplantae, Streptophyta, Magnoliopsida, Poales, Poaceae. The record is from RefSeq and is a predicted model, not a curated record.
CCGCGAGUCGACGGAAGGCGCCACCACACGACGCCUCUCUCCCGUUAACCCGUCCGGAUCACUCUCACCCUCUCGGCCUCUCCCUCCUCUUUGCAUUCCCCACAGAGAUAUUUCGCGGCCGCCAUGUCGCUGCUCGCCGUCGUACCCAGCCGCGCCGCGGCCGUGCGACCCCCGCGUGCCUCCGCGGCCUCGGGAGAGGCGGCGGCAGUGCCGGACCUGCCGGCGGCGCGGAGGCCAGUGAAGAUUAUACUGCCCAAGAAGAAGCCGCAGAAGUGGUCGACGGGGAUGGAGCCGGGGGAGUACGGCGGCGGGCCGACGACGGUGAAGCCGCGCAAGUACUGGAUGGGGAAGGAAGACCGCGACCCCGUGGGCAACACCGACGACUUCAUCUGGAACAAGAACUUCCUCCCCCACAUGGAGCGCGUCAUCGCCAACGGCGGCACCGACACGCCCCCCACCAUCCCCCGCCUCACGCCGGUGGACGAGGACGCCAACUCAGGGUUCCUAAGCAUCAACCGCGCAAUGAGCCUUGACAGUGUGGAGGUUGAUCUGAGCAAGGAGCUUCUGGCGCCGACCGAGUCAAUCUUGAAGACCCAGGUCAAUGCUGCCCGGCGUGGUAGAUCGAUUAGAGCUGAGGCUGUCAAUAGAUCCACCUUCAUUAGAUGGAAGCUAGCCCCGACUCGACGAGAGCAGGAGCAAUGGGACCGAGCGACCAGGGCAACCACCGGUGGCAUUGAUGUUAUACUAAAGGAAUCAAAGUCGAAAGUGCAGCAACAAGGGGACCCCAAAGUUUUGGCAGCUGAGGCCAGAGAACAAUAUCUAAAGUUGAAAGAAAGAUUGCAGCUCCUUACUUUAGGUAUUGGUGGCAUUGGUGUUGUUUCUGCUUAUGUUUCAUACUCUCCUGAAAUUGCUGUGAGCUUUGGUGCGGGGCUGAUUGGAUCGUUGGUGUAUCUCCGCAUGCUUGGAACCAGUGUGGAUUCUCUAGCUGGUGGAACAAAAGCAACUGCCAAGGGUGCUGUGGCGCAGCCAAGAUUGCUUAUUCCAAUGGUUCUAGUGAUGAUGUAUAAUCGAUGGAAUGCGAUAUUAGUUCCAGAUUAUGGCUUCAUGCACCUAGAAUUGAUACCCAUGCUUGUUGGGUUUUUUACCUACAAGAUUGCUAUGUUUACUCAAGCAAUUCAGGAAUCCAUACCUGAUGUUGGAAAGCGUGAAGUUUGAAUGCUGUUCUGGUGAAUAGAAAAAAUAAAUAGAAGAUUGUUGCCCUGAGAGAAGAUCGGUUACCAUUUACCAAUAUAGUCCGUUUUUGAAGUAUCUAAUGUGAUGAUGGCGCCAAGCACAUAAGGUGCCCAUUAAGGAGACUGUCUGAAAAUCUUGACUGGUUAACAUUAUUCCACUGAAUGUUUACUAUGACUGCACAACAGGAAGUUGGUAAAUAUGCAUGCUAUUGAAUUCAUCUUAGAAACAAACUUAAAUCAUGAAUAGUUUUGUAAAGUGCGCAUCUGAAAACGGUUAGGUCAUUGGCCACCGAACUUUAUGGUUGAAUUCUAUAAGGAGGUCAGGACUUUGGAUCAAAACUGAAUGUUUGUAAAUAAUGCAGGUUGUCAGUAUAGUCAUUUCAAAAGAAAUUCAUUGCUCGUGAAGCUCUAGGCGAGAUACUCUUGAAAAAUUAUUAUUUUCAUGAAA